AAACACGUGGUUUGGAGAGCACUUAUAAAUCUCUGCUCCAGGCAGGAUCGUGAUGUUAUCUGCUGGCAACAGAAGGUUUGCUUGGAGCGGAGCUGCUGAGGCUGCCGGCAGGAGAGCGAGUGAGAGAAAGAGAGUGAAGUCACAGCGAGCUGAGCUCUAAGGCAGGCGCCAGUGAUGGGGAGAAGUGGUAGGGUUUAAGGAGCCAUUCUGGAGCAAGCCAGCUGCAGAGAGAAGGAUCGGAUUGGCAGAGGUCUAUUUUAGGGUCGCGAGUACCUACUUACCCUAAACAAGAAAGUGCAAGCUUGGUGGGAGCCAGGAGAGGUUAGGGAAGGGUGCGAGUCCCGGGGCAGCCCGCAGCCAACGCGCCCAGGAGGCAGUGUUGUUCCACAGGGGGUUAAGGAGGUGGCGGAUCUCUGUCGCCCUUGGCCGCCUGGAGCAAGAAAAGGAGGAUCCGAAGGACUGAGCUGGAGGCUGGCCCUCUUUGCAGGCAGCAGCGGCGGCUGCAACGUGGAGCGACCCAGCCGGGUGUAGGCCACAGCGCAGCCGGCAGGAGCGAGAUCGGCGCCGCCUGCUCAGGCCUCGGAGGAUCUCCGGGGCGGACAGUAUCUCACCGAGUCUCCGAGUGAGCUGCUCCGGGCGCAUCUGCCUCCCCGCGGCUCGCCAGGCUCGCUCUGGGCGCGCGCACACGCACGCGCGCACACAUCCACACGCACACUCAUCCACACACGUGUGGAAGGCAGGGCCGAGCCGCUCGAUCUUUGAACAUCUCAGUUAGAGCCCGGCGCAGCCCCGGCCGCCACUCAGCGCUCCCCACGGCCCUGCGUGCCUCCUGCCUGCCCCCCGGACCUUCUCGUCUCUUCCCUUUUGGCUGGAGGAUCGGAGUUCUGAUCAGACACUCCGCACCCAAGCCUGACACACUGAACUCCAUUUCUUCCUCUUAAGUUUAUUUCUACUUCAGAGCCACUCACCCUCUCCCUUCAGGAGAAAAAAACAAACCUUUCUUACUCCUUAAAGUGAGAGAUUCCUCCCCAACCCCCAACCCCAGCAUCGCAUAUUAAUAUCUCCACGUUGGGAACGCGUUGCAUUUUCUUUUUUAAAGGAAUCCCAACCAGGGACGUUUUUCUAUUGGGCAUUGGCUUUUGACUGCUUUGCAAAAGUUUCGUAUUAAAAACAGCUCUACCUGACCGCUCUGAGAAUUACUAGUUCCUUUUCAUAUUUUUUCUUACUUUAAACAACAACAGCAAAAACGUUUCUUCCUUUUAAAAACAUGCACUACUGUGUGCUGAGAACCUUUUUGCUCCUGCAUCUGGUCCCGGUGGCGCUCAGUCUGUCUACCUGCAGCACCCUCGACAUGGACCAGUUUAUGCGCAAGAGGAUCGAGGCCAUCCGCGGGCAGAUCCUCAGCAAGCUGAAGCUCACCAGCCCCCCGGAAGACUAUCCGGAGCCAGAUGAGGUCCCCCCGGAGGUGAUUUCCAUCUACAACAGUACCAGGGACUUACUGCAGGAGAAGGCAAGCCGGAGGGCAGCUGCCUGCGAGCGAGAGCGGAGCGAUGAGGAGUACUACGCCAAGGAGGUUUAUAAAAUCGACAUGCCGUCCCACUUCCUCUCCGAAAAUGCCAUCCCGCCCACUUUCUACAGACCCUACUUCAGAAUCGUCCGCUUUGAUGUCUCAACAAUGGAGAAAAAUGCUUCAAAUCUGGUGAAGGCCGAGUUCAGGGUCUUUCGCUUGCAGAACCCCAAAGCCAGAGUGGCCGAACAGAGGAUUGAACUGUAUCAGAUCCUUAAAUCUAAGGACUUAACAUCUCCAACCCAGCGCUACAUCGAUAGCAAGGUUGUGAAGACCAGAGCAGAGGGCGAAUGGCUCUCCUUUGAUGUGACAGAUGCCGUGCAGGAAUGGCUUCACCACAAAGACAGGAACCUAGGAUUUAAAAUAAGUUUACACUGCCCCUGCUGUACCUUCGUACCGUCUAAUAAUUACAUCAUCCCAAAUAAAAGCGAAGAGCUUGAGGCGAGAUUCGCAGGUAUUGAUGGCACCUCUUCAUAUGCCAGUGGUGAUCAGAAAACUAUAAAGUCCACUAGGAAAAAAAACAGUGGGAAGACCCCACAUCUCCUGCUAAUGUUGUUGCCCUCCUACAGACUGGAGUCACAACAGUCCAGCCGGCGGAAGAAGCGUGCUUUGGAUGCUGCCUAUUGCUUUAGAAAUGUGCAGGAUAAUUGCUGCCUUCGCCCUCUCUACAUUGAUUUUAAGAGGGAUCUUGGAUGGAAAUGGAUCCAUGAACCCAAAGGAUACAAUGCUAACUUCUGUGCUGGGGCAUGCCCAUAUCUAUGGAGUUCAGACACGCAACACACUAAAGUCCUCAGCCUGUAUAACACCAUAAAUCCCGAAGCUUCUGCUUCUCCUUGUUGUGUGUCCCAGGAUCUGGAACCCCUGACCAUCCUCUACUACAUCGGUAAUACGCCCAAGAUUGAGCAGCUUUCUAACAUGAUUGUCAAGUCUUGUAAAUGCAGCUAAAGUCCUCGGGAAAGCCAGGACACGAAAAUCACGGUGACAAUGACAUAUGACUACAACAAUGAUGACGAUGUUCAUGACAGGAGGGAGUUUUGAUUCAUCAGUGUUUUUAAAAAAAAAAAAAUUGGAGAAAAAAAUCGGUACUAGUCCAAACAUUUUGCAAGCUUGUGUUCUGUUUGUUAAAACUGGCAUCUGAGGAUUAUAGCAACAACAACCACAAAAAAUGGAAGGUGUUAGUCUGCAUCUCACCUACUUCCUGAGAGACACAAAAAGAAAACACAUCUUUUUUUUUUAAAGGAAAAUAAAAUAAACACUGGAAGAAUUUGUUAGCGUUAAUUAUGUGAAAGAAGAGCAAAACAGGAAAUUCCGUUCAGUGGAGUUGUACGUAUUGUUCCCACCCCGCACUUCACCCCACGCCUCUCCUGGUUCCUCUGUAUUGGUCUGCAGUGGGUGCCUUCCCUGUCCCUUCCUCCAAGCUAACAGUGGGUUAUUUAUUGUGUGUUACUAUAUAAUGAACCUUUCAUUACCCUUGGAAAGCAAAACAGGUGUAUAAAUGGAGACCAAAUACUUUGCCACAAACUCAUGGAUGACUUAAGGAAUUUGAACUCAAAUAAGCCAUGGGGGAAGGAGGUCAUACUGGAUGACCCCUUAUGAGUCGUUAUAGGACUGAGCAGGUCUGCAGAAAAAUCAAACCGCCAGCAAACAUGUGCUGUGUACACUGCUCAUCUGCUGAAGCUCUGCAGACCGCCCUACGCCCAGAAGGCCUGUUAACAAAGAAAACUUGGAAUCAGUGCAAAUCUGGAAGAUUGGGUUUUUUUUUCCUUUUAAUUGUAAAUGGUUCUUUGCCAGUUUAAGCAAGCCGGUGAAAUGUUGACCUGUUUUGAUGUAUAUUGUCAGACUUUUGACCGUGAAGUGGCUGUUGAUCUACAAUACAGGUUUUUUCUUUGUCUUGGUAUAUGUAAUUACAUGGAUAUUAUUAAAAAAAGACGGGUCUAGAAGCCAGCAUGAUUGAAAACACACUGCAGAUCUGUUUUACAAACUAUUAAAUUGAAACAGUAACUACUUUACAUGUAAUGUGUAGAUCUUACCACAUUUUUAAUAUUCUGUAAUAAUGAUUAUGAUUUAGAUUGAACUUAAAUUUGGACUCUUUUCUUUUUUUUUUUUAAUGAUCAUUCAGAUUGUAUGUUUGUUUCCUUUAGCUGGCCAGUACCUUUGAAUAAAACCCCUAGAUUUUGACUUGCACUACAAAUUCAAUUUUUUUAUAUACUAUCUUCUUUGCCUGUAUUGUCCUUUUAAUGUCUUCUGUAUUGUCCAUUUAAUGACAUAAGCUACCCAGAUCCAUUCCUCCCCAGCCCCAAAUACAAAAACAAAACCCAAACAAAAACAAAGCCCCCAAAAAGAUAGGUCUGAGUUCCACGGUGUUGCCCCAUCGUUUCUGUAUCAGUAUGAGUCAGGUGGGAUGGUAAACAGUGCUUCUGGGAAAACGGAGCCUCAUGACCGCAGAUGACUGACCACAAAGGUAGAUUAGACAAGACUUAAGAAUCUCAGCUCAGAGUCUUGGUGAUCGGGCUAGGAGAAGUUUCUUUAGCUCAGAUAUUUACGGACUCUCUUUGCUGUUCAAAAGCAGACAGUUCAAAGGAAGCACCUUUUUCUUUAAUUGGGUUUUUGAUGGGCAUAUUGAUUGGGCAUAUUGAAAGAUACAGUUUGGUUAUGUCCUCGAUUUCACUGAAGUUCAGGUUUUAAAAGACAUUCUUUCCAGGCUGGAAAAAAAAAAGCACAAACCAAAAUUGCCCUCGUCGAAAUAAUCUUCCGUUCACCUGAGCGCCCUAUCACUCAGCAGCUUUUUCUCAGAGGUGGGGCCUGAUGGUGGGCUUUGCAGGGUGGGUAUCCUUGUCACGGAGCUUCGACAUAUGAUCCAGUCCACGAAACGAUGGACUAUUUGUGGUCUCGCCUGAAGGGCAGCACACUGAGGUGUGAAUACAAGGAGAAUUUCUUUGAUCUCGCAAGCUUAUCUGAGGAGCUCUCCUCGAAUCCACUAAGAUAAAGAACGGAGUUUGCAAGACAGAAGACACACAGAGCAAGGCUGGUGAAUGGCCCCUGUGUCCUGUGCACCGCAACCCCAGAUCUGCCCCGUACUCCGAUUCUUUCCCUUUCCAGUCCACUGUUAUUUCUGUAUAACACCAUCCCUAUUUCUGCAGAUAUUUUCCUCUCGGAUAAAAUGACAUCUUUUUUGAAUGCACUGACUGCUAUUUUAAGGGUUCUUGAAUCUUUUUUUUUUAAGUCUGUGGGUUCUAAAGGUCUUUCUUUUCAGUUAGUAAAUAUUG
Molecule: messenger RNA, 4833 nt
Organism: Apodemus sylvaticus (European woodmouse)
Lineage: Eukaryota; Metazoa; Chordata; Mammalia; Rodentia; Muridae
Gene: Tgfb2
Product: transforming growth factor beta 2
Exons: 7
Coding region: 1268-2512 (414 amino acids)
Biological process (GO): transforming growth factor beta receptor signaling pathway; BMP signaling pathway; SMAD protein signal transduction
Cellular component (GO): extracellular region
Molecular function (GO): cytokine activity; growth factor activity; type III transforming growth factor beta receptor binding
Source: RefSeq, a predicted model, not a curated record